AUGUCAACCCAACAAAUCCAGAUCGACUCCGAAGGGGAUGUUCUGAUCAUCGUUCCGAUCAAAAGAUCCAUCGCUGAGCUCGAACCCUCCAAGUCCUCGAAAUCACCCAUUGAGAAGCGCUUUGUUUGCUCGAAGAAGCAUCUCACAUUUGCAUCGCAUCGUGCGGCAAAGAUCUUCUCUAGCGGCUUCAAAGAAGCGACGAAACAAGAUGACGGCUUUCAUCACUGGAAGUUUGAUGAAACCUUUGAUGAUAAAGCCUUUGACCUGGUGUUGAACAUCAUCCACGGGAAGACCCGUGGGGUCCAACAGCGCCUUGAUCCGGAUAUGUUGGUCGCGGUCGCUUCAGUCGUUGAUGACUUGCAGUGCCACGAUGCUUUGAACUUUUAUGGCCGCGGAUGGAUCUCUUCACUCCCUGGAUUGUUUAGCACGACUAUCCCUAGUGAGAUGAACAAGACACUCGUCCAGUAUGUUUUUUCCUCGUUCGUCUUUGAGUAUGAGAGACUCUUUGAAGACUCUACCAAGGCUGCGAUACGAUUCAACAACGGCGCUGUGCCUAUGUUCGACUUGCCAAUCCGUGCAAACAUUCCAGGCCACAUCGAAAAGAGAAGGCUGGCUAUCUUAGGCAACCUGGGUAAUGCCCUGAAAAGCCUUGAAAAUAGCUUACUUGAAGGGAAAUUAGGGUGCAAUUCAGGAUGCACAGCCAUGCUCUUAGGAGCCUUGAUACAAGGGAUGAAGGCGGCCGGUUUAUACCCGCCACGAGUAUCACCACAGUUUCCGUUCCUAACACUGGACUUCGUCAUUAAUUCUUUGCGAAACGCACAGUCGCCGACGUAUUUCAGCGCAGAAAAAGGAAGUGUUGCUGGAAAGUAUUCGGGCAGUUGGACGCUAUCGACUCGAUCCAUCACUGCGCCUCCUACUGCUAGUCCAACACCACCAGUCACAAGCAGUCUGUUUGGACAGCCUCGUCCUCCUCCUACUGCUAGCCCAACGCCACCAGUUACAGGCGGUCUGUUUGGGGGACAGCCUCGUCCGAACCCUCCCACCACUUCUGGUCGUCUAUUCGGUAGCUCAUCUGGAAACACUACCUCAUCUGGUCCAACUGCGGUGGAUAAAGAAGAUGAUCCUAUCUAUCUAGUUCGCCACAGUUGCUCAGUGAAGGAUCUUCUCAAACCUCUAUUGGACGCGGCGGAAGCCGAGAUUCAGGGAUUAAAGCUCGCUGACUACUCUAAAUCCUAA
Messenger RNA from Fusarium sp. VM40, 1236 nucleotides. The record is from the annotation of a GenBank genome assembly. Lineage: Eukaryota; Fungi; Ascomycota; Sordariomycetes; Hypocreales; Nectriaceae.